Gaeumannomyces tritici R3-111a-1 is the source of this 3346-nucleotide messenger RNA. RefSeq lists its product as hypothetical. Gene Ontology annotation, biological process: transcription elongation by RNA polymerase II. Bases 487 to 2793 code for a protein of 768 amino acids. Gene Ontology annotation, cellular component: transcription elongation factor complex. The record is from RefSeq and is a predicted model, not a curated record. Lineage: Eukaryota; Fungi; Ascomycota; Sordariomycetes; Magnaporthales; Magnaporthaceae. The transcript has 3 exons.
GCCUGCAACUGCCUCCGCGACACUCCUCUCCUGUCCAACUCACUCGUGGACACUCACAUCUUGCAUCUGCGGUCUCACUCGUUCCUCGACACCGCUCUGGCUCGCCUGUGCACAACCCAGGGCUACCUGCAGCUCUCUCUCUCUCUCUCUUUCUCUCUCUCCCCUGAGGAACGCCCGUCGGCUGCCGCGGCCGCUUGCCGCUCUGUGCUUCGCUCCAACAAACGUCGGCCCCCUUCAAACCUGCCCUCGCUGACAACCGCACCACACUUCCCGAACGGCCCUCGACCUGCUCUCGGCUACCUACCGACCUCUCGACGAACGAUUGCGACCCCGAAAGACUGCUCCUGCGACGCUUCGGGGCAGUCUUGCCCCCCUCCGCUUGCUCUUGGGCGGUCCUUCCCGCAAGGGCGUCUGCUCGGGUAGACAAGGCUCCAGGAGGGAAGCCGGUUGUUGCGCUCUUGCUUCACACCCGAUUCCUGCUUCAAGAUGGUGCUCAAGUUGCCCGAAGCGGGCCUGGAGCUCGAGAGUUCGGCCAGGUCCAUGGCCGCUCUCCCGCUCCAAGCCUUUGCCAUCACCCUCGACGACGACAUCCUCGAGGACAUGAUUGAGAGCUUCCAGAAUGGCAAGGGCAUUGAGUUGUCUCUGGGACAGAAUCCGGCAUUCAUCUACGGCUCCGAGACACACCAGCUCAAGCGUACCCCCGAUUCGUUCUCCUACGACAUAUACGUGACAGAUCUCAAGGCCCCGACCACGGCAGAUCUGCUCCCAAAUCCCACCAUGCCCAUCUUUCGGAACCCGGCGCUAAACAAGCUGCGGUAUACCGCUCCGCUCUCCGGUCGCGCUGCUAGCGAAGAGGACGGAGACGAUGUCCUGGAGAUUGUGAACCACCCAGAUUACCAGUCGAAGCCUUCCAAGUCAAGUAGCUCGACAUUGCAGCCCAACGCGCUCAAGAACCUGCCGGGUGCCAAGAAGACGGUGGUUUCCGCCAAGAGUGGCGCCUUCACAAUGUCGACCUCUGCCCUCUCCCGUGCGUCUAGCCCCGCCCUUAGUAUGGUCGGCUCGCCCCUGGAGUCAUCGGUCGAAUCAGCUUCGCAGCAGAAAGUCAAGGGCGCAAGGGAGUUGAGGGCACCCAUCACCCACUGGUUGGCUGUCCGAGAGAUGACAUAUGACGAGCUAUGGGAGAAAUGGGGUGGUUCUGAGGAUUCCAAGAAGGACUUCCGUGGCAUUCUGGAUAAGGUGGCCGAUGUGGACAAGAGCACGGGAAAAUACACCAUGAAGAAGAUGUUCUACAAAGAGCUGGACAUCUGGAAGCACGACUACGACUCGGAUGCGGACCGGCAGCUCGCCAUCGACAACACCGCUAGAUGGUACGACCGCCUGAGGAUAGGCUCCACAGAGCCCAUGUGGCAGAAGCUGCUGCCGUUCGACGAGAGAGGAAAGGGAAAGAGCCUGAGCAAGCUUCAGGCCACUCUUGCCAAGGGCCCAAAAACAAUGACAUCGACGCCCAAGAUCAACGUCCAGAAGGCCGACGACAGCGCCAGCGCCGUCGCUUCCCCUGGCAGCAGGGAUGACGAAACCCGUUCGCUCAACGGCUCCGAGCCCAUGUCGAGAUCAAGCUCACAGACCAAGGCAACAAAGAAGACGGUUCCGGAUCUGAGCGUAGCGGCCGUCAAGAAACCCGCCGCCCCCAAGAAGGUAGCGACCCCGAAGGUCUCCCCAGUCAAGUCUGCUGUCGUACCGAAGCCGGCGGCGAAACCAACCAACAACGGUGGAAGAGGCCCUCUAUCAAAGGAGCUCAUAAGCGACUCGGAUGAUUCUAGCGAGGAGAUUCCUCUGUCUCAGCAAGUCAAGCAACAGGUCAAGAAGCAGCAACCAGCUGUGGCCCCGAAGCCGGCCGUGGCUCCCAAGCCUGCUGCAGCCCCGAGACCAGCCAAGGUCUCGGCUGUUCGAGCUCCUGCGGCCGUGGCGCCCAAGGCGAAGGCGCCCCUGGUCAAGGAGUCUACUGAGCCACAGAUCACGGCUCGUCCGAUGAAGCGGUCGCGGGACGAGGAAGACAGCAGUUCCAGCUCGGGGGCAACGCCGCUCAACAAGAAGCCUAAGGCGAGGGAUCCCCCCAAGGACGCGGCCGCUAUUGCCAAGGAUGUUGCUGCCGGAAGCAGGCCAAAGGAUGUGCCAAAGCAGGCAGGAAAGUUGAAGGACCAGAGGCGGGAACCCAAGCCGAUACCAACCGCGGCCCCGACGUCCAAGGCCCGCGCUCCCGAGGCCAACGGCAGCCAACCGCCGUCACGUGGAACGACGGGCUCCAAUGGUUCAUCGAACCAGGCCAAGCCCAAGACCACGUCGCCUCCAAAGUCGUCGCCUCUUGCGUCAUCGCCACCGACGAAUGCAUCCGACAUCGACCCUGCCGAGGAGGCUCUGAUCGCAAGCGCCAACGAUAGGAAGCGCAAAGCGGCGGACGCCUACAACGACUCGUCCUCGAGCGGUAGCAGUGCCGCGGGUUCCUUGCCCAGGGUCAAGCGCCAGCACCAGCAACCGCAGCAGCCGGCCAGCAGCGGCAUGGGCGGCAGCAAGCUCCCAGAGAGCGUCAUGGACACGGCGCGCAGGUUCAAAACGUACUACGAGAAGUACGAGCAGCUCCACUACCAGCUUCUGGGGGAUGACAAUCCGGAGCAGAAGCAAAUUUCGACCUUGACCAAGAUGCGUAACCGCCUCGAGGAAAUGAAGAGGGAGAUCUAUGCUGGCACGCGCCGCGGCCGGAACACCUCGGAGAGCGACGGCGUGGAUCGGAGAUGAUCCUGCACGGGACAUGACCUUGGGAAGGGAAGGGGAAGGCCCUUGACUGAGGAUCCCUUGGGCUCUGCACAGGAUAAAUGGGUAUUGGCUGGUGUUUCUCUGGGCAUGAAAAUGGCAUUUUGCUCGGAGUUGUUCUUUUGCUUUUUCUUCUUCAUUCCCCUUUUCUUUUUCUGCGUUUCUGCAUGUCCUUUCCCAUGCUUGUCCGUGGUCAUUUCAUCCACACCCCAAUAUUCCCCCCGCGUUUUCAACUAUCACCUUUUCCCUUGGCUUUUCACCCCUCCUUUUCUUAUCAGGUUCUCAGACAACGACAUUUACGAUACCAACGAUCCAUCCCGGACGGCACCCAGACAGACAGUCAUUGCAUUUUCAAGAGAAAUCGGGAGCACGUCCAGGGGAGACUGCUCUGAGCGGCACAAAGUUGUGCGAAAAGAAGAGGAAGAAAAGGUUCCAGCAAAGUUAUCAACACAAGUACGCCCGAGUUACUCUCGGGACUUUCGGUAGAUGGCUGUCGAAUCAAAACAAUUUCAAUCACGAAUCUGGUGACACGAUCUGG